UUUUUUUAGCAUUUAAUAGCCAUGAAAAAGUAGCUGCUACUAUUAGCUCCGUGUAUCUUCACCCUUAGUGGCAAGUACAACCUGGAGUUUUGUAGCUGUUGCAGUUUAGCAGCAGGACAGCUACAGAUUCAAAGUCACUAUUUAGAAGGUUAUGGGAAGGAAAUAGAACAAGAGGCAGAAUUCUUUGUGUUUUGGCAGCAGGUUUAAUGUGUCGUUAUAAUAUCUCCAUUUUGUUUGAAUGCAGAGAUUUAAAGCCAGGAAAUAUACUCAUAGAUCAAGCCGGCUAUUUAAAAAUCGCAGAUUUUGGCAUGGGCAAAACAGGCAUUGGAUAUGGAGACAGAACAGGCACCAUACUUGGCACUCCAGCUUACAUGGCACCAGAGCUCGUGAAGGAGGAGCAAUACACAAGAGCUGUCGACUGGUGGGCUCUUGGAGUCAUCGUGUAUGAAAUGCUCCUUGGAACAAGACCCUUCACCGGAAAGGACAUCGACUACAUGUAUGAGUGGAUUGAGGAGGAUGAGCCACACUAUCCCGACUCCCUGGAACCACAAGCACUGAGCUUUAUAUCACAGGUAAGUAGCACUGAGCUAUCUGUUUAUUACAACCAGCUCUUUAGCUCAGCGACCACUUUAUAAUUUAACUCUUGAGUCUCCCCGAUGCUUCUGUACAUGUAACUGCCAUUUUCUGUUCUUGUAGCUCUUGAUGAAGAAUCCAGAGGAGCG
Messenger RNA from Xenopus tropicalis (tropical clawed frog), 722 nucleotides. Its product is annotated as serine/threonine-protein kinase N2-like. The transcript has 3 exons. The record is from RefSeq and is a predicted model, not a curated record. NCBI's taxonomy places the organism in Eukaryota, Metazoa, Chordata, Amphibia, Anura, Pipidae. Gene Ontology annotation, molecular function: ATP binding. The coding region runs from base 207 to 635 and encodes 142 amino acids.